This is a messenger RNA of Vicia villosa (hairy vetch), 893 nucleotides long. RefSeq lists its product as uncharacterized. Gene Ontology annotation, molecular function: structural constituent of ribosome. The record is from RefSeq and is a predicted model, not a curated record. Gene Ontology annotation, cellular component: ribosome. NCBI's taxonomy places the organism in Eukaryota, Viridiplantae, Streptophyta, Magnoliopsida, Fabales, Fabaceae. The transcript has 5 exons. Gene Ontology annotation, biological process: translation. The coding region runs from base 174 to 728 and encodes 184 amino acids.
AAAUAGCCGUGGGUCGGGUUCAAACCGGAUGAACCGUCCGGUUCAAUUUUAAACCAAACAAAACGAAAGAAAAAAUCACAAGGCAUAACACUUGGCUUCUUCAUCGCACAACAACAUAAGCAGUAAAGGGUGCAUUGUAGAAACGAGAGAGACCGAAAAACAAAGGGCUAACAAUGUCGUUUAUGAAAGGAAAUUUGCUUUCUCGAACAAGAAAGCUCGUCAAGGGUUUAGCCAAGGCUGAACCUGUGUGGCUCAAAGCCAUGGAACAGGCACCGCCAGCAACGUUUCCACGACCUGAGGGGAAAAUUCCGACCAUCACGCUUCCUGAAGAUGUUUAUGUAAAGAGAUUUUAUAAAAAAUAUCCAGAAUCUAAAUACCAUGAUCCCAUCAAGUUUAAUGCUAUCGAUCCUCCUCCAUCUCGUUUAUUCGCCUUAAGGGUUCUUGAGUUGAAAGAGCAAGGCAUUAUUGAGGAAGAAGCAAUGGAAGUAGCAGAUAUGGAAUAUCUAGCGGAGAAAAAGGCAAAAAAGAAAGCGUAUGCCCGUCUUAAGCAAAUUGCGCGCCUCCAAGGAAAGAGACUGCCUCCAAACCCAUAUCCUUGUCCUAUCAAGGAGAUCCAAGCUGAGGAGAGGAGAUAUGUUCGCGAUCGAUUCUUCAAUCCCAAGAUACUUGAAAUUGUUAAACAAAAGAAAGAGGAAUCCAUGCAGAGAUUCGGAAGAGGCGAUUGGUGAUUUUUAUAGGGUAAAGUUAGAGCCAUUAUAUUGAAUCUUUGCCUCCUGAGCAAAUAAUGUGACAGCCUGUUACUAAAAAGUGCACACUUCUAUUCUAAGAUUAAGUAUUUGUUAUUUAUUUUUUUCCGAAAAACACUUAGAAAUUUUGGCCAAAAUUUCAUGCUA